Diaporthe batatas is the source of this 798-nucleotide messenger RNA. RefSeq lists its product as uncharacterized. The transcript is spliced from 5 exons. Gene Ontology annotation, biological process: fatty acid biosynthetic process; secondary metabolite biosynthetic process. The record is from RefSeq and is a predicted model, not a curated record. Gene Ontology annotation, molecular function: fatty acid synthase activity. NCBI's taxonomy places the organism in Eukaryota, Fungi, Ascomycota, Sordariomycetes, Diaporthales, Diaporthaceae. Bases 1 to 798 code for a protein of 265 amino acids.
AUGGACUGCCAGCACCGCAUAUUGCUUGAAACAACAUAUCAUGCACUUGAAAAUGGUAUGCAAGAUAUUUUGUCUGGCUCCAAGACGGGCGUGUACACCGGCUCUAUGGCUGAUGACUAUCAGCUUAUUAUGCUAAAGGACAUCGACAAUAUUCCCAAGCAUGCCGUGACAGGGGUAGCUCAAUGUAUGAUUGCAAAUCGUCUGAGCUGGUUCUAUAAUCUUCACGGUCCCAGCAUCAACUUGGAUUCGGCCUAUGGGCAAAGCUUCUCUUUCGACGAUCGCGCCAAUGGGUAUUCGCGUGGCGAAGGCUUCAGUGCCGUCUUAGUCAAACGCCUGAGCGACGCGCUUCGCGAUGGGGACACCAUUCGGGCCGUUGUGAGGUCGAGUGGUUCCAACCAGGAUGGGCACACCCCAGGUGCCACUCAGCCCAGCAGAGAUCUCCAAGCGAGACUCAUCGAGGAAACAUAUGAGAAAGCGGGACUGGGAAUUGAACAGACACGCUUUUUUGAGGCUCAUGGCACUGGAACGCCUCUGGGUGAUCCUAUCGAAGCUGAUGCUAUCGGUAGCAUAUUCAGAAAGGUUCGGUCCAAGGCUGACCCUUUAUACAUAGGUGCUAUCAAGUCCAACAUUGGGCAUCUGGAAGGUGGAAGUGGUCUUGCAGGGAUUAUCAAGACAAUUUUGGUUCUGGAAAAAGGACUUAUUCCGCCGAAUGCCAACUUCAAGACGGUGAACCCAAACAUCGACGCCGAGUUUCUCAACAUCAAAGUAAGUCGUAUCAAGGGAUGUCUCCUAGUGUGA